Lentinula edodes (shiitake mushroom) is the source of this 1468-nucleotide messenger RNA. RefSeq names its product alpha/beta-hydrolase. Lineage: Eukaryota; Fungi; Basidiomycota; Agaricomycetes; Agaricales; Omphalotaceae. Gene Ontology annotation, molecular function: catalytic activity. The coding region runs from base 300 to 1316 and encodes 338 amino acids. The transcript has 8 exons. The record is from RefSeq and is a predicted model, not a curated record.
CAGGGGGUCCGAGGCUGGCAUCAGAAGGUUGUGAGAUACUACAUGAAGACUACAUGUGAACUGAGGCAAUUUUUCGCUCCCCACUAAUUACCAGUCUAUAGCAGCUUGCUGACUCUCGCCGAGUUAAACAAGCUGUGCCAAGAAGGAUUGACUCAGGGGAACAAUCGGAUUUUUCCUGUUUGCAAAUUUGGUCCCCUGUGUCAUCGGUCUCAGACAAAUUCAACGAACUGUCGCUCUAGUAAAAACCGUAUAAGUAGUUACUGCUCAACCUUAAGUGUCAACACAGUAUUCCUUCCAACAUGCCUACCAUUAAAAUUGACCAGCUCGCCGGAGGGCCUAUCACUUUCCGUUACACAAUCUCCACCCCUACAUCGAACUCGGCCAAAAAAAUCGACCCCAAACUUCCAACCGUGCUUUUCUUUCAUCCUGUAUUCGUGCCACAAGAGGUCUUCACAUUCCAAUUUAGCAACCCUAAUCUUCGACAGUUUAACUUAGUAGCUGUAGACAUGAGGUCCCAUGGCGAGUCCAAAGGCAAGAUACCACAAGACUUUGAUCAGAAAAUGGCUGCAGAAGAUAUGUCGGCCUUCAUGAGAAAAAUGAAGCUUCCUCCCUGUCAUAUCUUCGCACUCUCGUUGGGGACAAUCAUCGCGGUGCAAUUAGCGAUCUCUCACCCUGAACAAAUAUUGUCGCUAUUUCUCAUUUCUCCUCUCGGAUUGGAAGAGCCACAAGACGCUGCGGAAGGAAGACAGGCCAUUCAUGACGCAUGGGUUGAGGGAUGGCGGGAUGGUGUCCCAAAUGAGGAGGAGUUAGCCUAUUCCGUGCGCGGUGCUAUAGAACUAGCUUUCUUUGACCCUACGAAUUCAAUGGUUCAAGCUCUCUGUUCCCUAAUCAUUCCCAGUUGCAUGAAAAAUUGGAAUGCCUCGCAUUUGGAUGACUAUCGUAUUACUACUUUGGACAUAUUCUUAGAUCGUCGGCCUCAUCCUAUAGAAGAGCUUCGGAAAAUAAAGGUCCCGGUCAAAUUAGUGCACGGACUGGCCGAUGUUGCGUAUCCCUUAGAAUACUCGAAAGAUUUCCUCAAUCACCUUCGAGAUGCCGAUGUAGACGUUAGUUUGGAAGCUAUCGAUGGUGCGUCACACUUUGGCUGCGUCGAGCAUCAUGCGAUUGUGAAUCCAAUGUUCCAUGAUUUCAUCACCCAGCAGACCGAAGGUUGUGUUCAAUCGACCACGAAGGAGAUUGUCUCUCCUUGGGAGUGCACACUCAAAAAGCACGGCUGGGUCGACGCUGAAAACAUGCUUGAUGAUUCAGACGACGAAUAGAGCUUCAUUGGGAAGACACUGUAUUUCUCCAUGUCAUACAUAUAUCCUCUUCUGCAUUCUAUUGCUUAGGUACCGACGUUUUUAUUUCACAUAGUUUACGAGUUCCUUGUGAGGUUAUAGAUUAAUAUUUACAUUGAAACACUUGAAUGGAU